This is a messenger RNA of Geodia barretti, 504 nucleotides long. NCBI's taxonomy places the organism in Eukaryota, Metazoa, Porifera, Demospongiae, Tetractinellida, Geodiidae. The record is from the annotation of a GenBank genome assembly.
UCCGGUAAAGUGAGGCAUCAGUAGGGCAGCGCCAAAUCCUUUGUAUACCUCGUCAGGUUAAACUUCUGUUGAUCUCUGCGUGGACAUGCAGUACAUUGUUUCCCGCCAGAGAGUCCUGCAGUACUGCACCAAGUACGUCACCAAGAGUGAGCCACGGUCUCAGUCACUCAAGGAGAUCUCCACUGUUCUCGAUGGACAACAAACUGAGCAAGGCUAUCCAUCAAAUGUCUCAUACAUGACAGGAAAGAAGAACUCUCAUUUCUACGUUGAAGGAUCCCUCUGAGCUAUAUAUAUAUGCUCCUCUCAUAGCUGAACUGUGUUACUGCAUACUUGCAACAACAUGUCUAAUGAACUCAUAGCAGAUACCCUUCAUCCAAUUUGUUCAUCUUAUAUUCAAUUUUGUAGUUACAGUGGAACCUCAUUAAUACGAACACUGUUAAGCGAAAUAACUGUUUGAUACGAACCGCUUUGAAAUAGCCCACCUAGCUUACAAAACCACAAACG